Molecule: messenger RNA, 1886 nt
Organism: Trichechus manatus latirostris (Florida manatee)
Lineage: Eukaryota; Metazoa; Chordata; Mammalia; Sirenia; Trichechidae
Gene: CLK1
Product: CDC like kinase 1
Exons: 13
Coding region: 210-1664 (484 amino acids)
Biological process (GO): peptidyl-tyrosine phosphorylation; regulation of RNA splicing
Cellular component (GO): nucleus
Molecular function (GO): protein tyrosine kinase activity; ATP binding; protein serine/threonine kinase activity
Source: RefSeq, a predicted model, not a curated record
CGCGACCGUCAGCUCCAUUUUGUGGUCUGAGCCCGUCGUUGUCAGCUGGGUGUUUUUCGUGAUCGCGUUGCAAGCUUUGUCUCCGUAGGUUUGGAUUCUUUGGCCAGGACGGUAAGAAGCUGGAGAAGCGGACUAGGUGUCAGGGUCCUUCUUCUGUGCCUCAAAAGCGCUGCCCCUUCUUUCUUGCUAGUUUGCGCCAGCAGUCUCCGAUGAGACACUCAAGGAGAACUUAUUGUCCUGAUUGGGAUGAAAAAGAUUGGGAUUGUGGGAAGUGGAGGAGCAGCAGCAGUUAUAAAAGACGGAAGAGAUCACAUAGCAGUGCUCGGGAAAACAAGCGCUGCAAAUAUAAUCACUCUAAAACAUCUGAUAGCCAUUAUUUGGAAAGCAGAUCUAUAAAUGAGAAAGAUUAUCAUAGUCGUCGCUACAUUGACGAAUACAGAAAUGACUACAAUCAAGGAUGUGAACCUGGACAUCGCCAUAGAGAUCAUGAAAGCAGAUACCAGAACCAUAGUAGCAAGUCUUCUGGUAGAAGUGGAAGAAGUAGUUAUAAAAGCAAACACAGGAUUCACCACAGUACCUCACAUCAUCGUUCACAUGGGAAGAGUCACCGAAGGAAAAGACCCAGGAGUGUAGAGGAUGAUGAGGAGGGUCACCUGAUCUGUCAGAGUGGAGACGUACUAAGUGCAAGAUAUGAAAUUGUUGAUACUUUAGGUGAAGGAGCUUUUGGAAAAGUAGUGGAGUGCGUCGAUCAUAAAGCGGGAGGUAGACAUGUAGCAGUAAAAAUAGUAAAAAAUGUAGACAGAUACUGUGAAGCUGCUCGCUCAGAAAUACAGGUUCUGGAACACUUAAAUACAACAGACCCCAACAGUACGUUCCGCUGUGUCCAAAUGUUGGAAUGGUUUGAACAUCAUGGACAUAUUUGUAUUGUGUUUGAAUUGCUGGGACUUAGUACCUAUGAUUUCAUUAAGGAAAAUGGUUUUCUACCAUUUCGACUGGAUCAUAUCAGAAAGAUGGCAUAUCAGAUAUGCAAGUCUGUAAAUUUUUUACACAGUAAUAAGUUGACUCACACAGACUUAAAACCUGAAAACAUCUUAUUUGUACAGUCAGACUACAUAGAGGUGUAUAACACCAAAAUGAAACGUGACGAGCACACCUUAAUAAAUCCAGAUAUUAAAGUUGUGGACUUUGGAAGUGCAACGUAUGAUGAUGAACAUCAUAGUACAUUGGUAUCUACAAGACAUUACAGAGCUCCUGAAGUUAUUUUAGCCCUAGGAUGGUCCCAGCCAUGUGAUGUCUGGAGUAUAGGAUGUAUUCUGAUUGAAUACUACCUUGGGUUUACAGUAUUUCCAACACAUGACAGUAAGGAGCACUUAGCAAUGAUGGAAAGAAUUCUUGGACCUUUGCCAAAACAUAUGAUACAGAAAACCAGGAAACGUAAAUAUUUCCAUCAUGAUCGAUUAGACUGGGAUGAACACAGUUCUGCUGGCAGAUAUGUUUCAAGGCGCUGUAAACCUCUGAAGGAAUUUAUGCUUUCUAAGGAUGCUGAACAUGAGCUUCUGUUUGACCUCAUUCAGAAAAUGUUGGAGUAUGACCCAGCCAAAAGAAUUACUCUCAGAGAAGCCUUAAAGCAUCCUUUCUUUUCCCCCCUUAAAAAAACCUUGUAGAUCUGUAAUGUACAGCUGUUGAAGAGAUCAUAUAGACUGUAUCAGUCUAAUUUUUAAAUAUUAACUUAUUUAUAUAGCUUUGUAAAUUUGUCCGUUUUUGUAUUACUACCAUGUUUAUUUUGGUUGAAUAGUUUAAGUAUUUAGUUAAGUAAACUAAAGGACAUCUUUUUCAGUAAUUACUGUAUAAGAUGAUUUAUUCAGAAUAAACUUUUGUGCUUAUCA